AUGUUUCUAGGAGAGACCAAGGACGCGCAUGUCGUGCCUUUCAUUAUUAAUGGCCAAGACUACCAUCCAGAGAGAUCAUUCGAUGUCAUAUCUCCUGUAACGGGCAAAGUAUCACAUCGUUGCGGUGCUGCCACUGUGGCAGAUGCCUCCGCGGCUGUCGAUGCGGCUGCUGCAGCUUUCAAGACAUGGAGAAAGUCAACACCCGCUCACCGUCGAGACAUUUUACUCAAGGCCGCCCAUAUCAUUCAGAAAAAGACUGAUGAGCUGGCCGAGAUCAUGUCAAACGAGACGGGGGCUGCGACGCCCUGGGCUCUCUUCAACAUCAACACGGCGGCAGACCUGAUUAGAGACGCUGCCAGCCGAACCUCUGCCAUUGAAGGCUCGUUUCCUGCCUUGAUGGAUCCCAAUACUAGUGGCAUCGUUCUACGAGAGCCCUAUGGAGUGGUUCUGUCUGUGGCUCCUUGGAACGCCCCCUACAUUCUGCCCACUCGUUCCAUUGCAGGUCCCGUUGCUGCUGGAAACACAGUCAUUCUCAAGGCCUCCGAGUUUGCGCCACAAUGCAUGAGGGCCCUUGUAUCCGCCUUCCACGAGGCCGGUCUGCCCAAAGGUGUCUUGAACAUGAUUGCCCACGACCGGGAUACUGCAGCUGAGAUCACAUCGGCUUUGAUUGCCAAUCCCCACAUCAGGAAGAUCAACUUCACGGGCAGCACCAACGUUGGGCGAGUCAUUGGAAGGCUCGCUGGCGAGCACCUUAAGCCAGUCAUUCUCGAGCUUGGCGGCAAAGCGCCGGCCAUUGUGUGGGAGGAUGCAGAUCUAGAUACCGCAGCCCAGCAAUGCGCAUUGGGCGCAUUCCUUAACGGCGGCCAGAUCUGCAUGUCUACGGAGAGGAUCAUUGUCCACAAGAAGGUCAAGGGUCAGUUCCAGGAGAAGCUGAAAGCAGUCGUCAACGGCAUGUUCCCGUCUGAUGGACCCGCUCCCAUCCUCGUCAACGAAAUAGCCGUCAAGCGCAACAAGGCGCUCGUCGAGGACGCCACCUCCAAAGGCGCAACAGUGAUUGUUGGAGACGUCGAAGCUCUCCAUUCCCGUUCCGCUGAGCUGCGCCCUAUCGUUGUCGACAAGGUUACGCCCGACAUGGAUAUCUACAAGACGGAGUCCUUUGGCCCAACAGUGUCCCUCUAUGAGAUUGAGACGGAGGAGGAAGCCAUUGAGCUCGCAAACGACUCCGACUACGGCCUGACAUCGGCCGUCUUCACUGAGGAUCUUAGAAGGGGCCUCCGUUUUGCGAGGGAGAUUGAUUGUGGUGCCGUUCACAUCAACAACAUGACUAUUCACGAUGAGCCGGCUCUGCCACAUGGCGGUGUCAAGUCGAGUGGAUUCGGGCGCUUUAAUUCAUCCGUCGGGCUGGACGAGUGGGUGAGAACAAAGACUGUUACUUUCAAGAACUAA
Messenger RNA from Trichoderma aggressivum f. europaeum, 1446 nucleotides. RefSeq lists its product as uncharacterized. The coding region runs from base 1 to 1446 and encodes 481 amino acids. Gene Ontology annotation, biological process: GABA catabolic process. The transcript has 2 exons. Lineage: Eukaryota; Fungi; Ascomycota; Sordariomycetes; Hypocreales; Hypocreaceae. Gene Ontology annotation, molecular function: succinate-semialdehyde dehydrogenase (NAD+) activity. The record is from RefSeq and is a predicted model, not a curated record.